Megalops cyprinoides (Indo-Pacific tarpon) is the source of this 2695-nucleotide messenger RNA. It is a transcript of the gene crnkl1, whose product is annotated as crooked neck pre-mRNA splicing factor 1. Bases 147 to 2543 code for a protein of 798 amino acids. The transcript has 14 exons. Gene Ontology annotation, molecular function: protein binding. Gene Ontology annotation, biological process: spliceosomal complex assembly; mRNA splicing, via spliceosome. Lineage: Eukaryota; Metazoa; Chordata; Actinopteri; Elopiformes; Megalopidae. The record is from RefSeq and is a predicted model, not a curated record. Gene Ontology annotation, cellular component: U2-type catalytic step 2 spliceosome; Prp19 complex; precatalytic spliceosome.
GUGCAGAGGUUACGUUCUCGUUACGUGAAGCGUGUGUGUGAUGGCGGACAACGCUGUAGACUAGCUGUAGAUCAUCACAAAUUCUCAUCAGAGCGAAAUUAAUCGGUUAUUUUUAAACUCUGUGUUUCAAGUAACUAGCAGAAAUCAUGGCUUCCACGGCGGCAGGAAAGCAGAGGAUACCGAAAGUGGCGAAGGUGAAAAACAAAGCCCCGGCAGAGGUGCAGAUCACAGCCGAGCAGCUGCUCAGAGAGGCGAAAGAGAGAGAACUCGAGCUUCUCCCCCCGCCGCCCAAACAGAAGAUCACCGAUGAAGAGGAACUGAACGAUUACAAAUUAAAGAAAAGGAAAGGAUUUGAAGACAACAUCAGAAAGAAUCGCACUGUCAUCAGCAACUGGAUAAAGUACGCACAAUGGGAGGAGAGUCUGAAGGAGGUCCAAAGAGCCCGCUCCAUCUACGAGCGCGCGCUGGACGUGGACCACCGGAACAUCGCUUUAUGGCUGAAAUAUGCCGAGAUGGAGAUGAAGAACCGGCAGGUGAACCACGCCCGCAACAUCUGGGACAGAGCCAUCACCAUCCUGCCCCGCGUCAACCAGUUCUGGUAUAAGUACACCUACAUGGAGGAGAUGCUGGGAAACGUGGCUGGCUGCAGGCAGGUGUUCGAGCGCUGGAUGGAGUGGGAGCCAGAGGAGCAGGCGUGGCACUCCUACAUUAACUUCGAGCUGCGCUACAAGGAAGUGGAGAAGGCUCGCUCCAUCUACGAGAGAUUCGUGAUCGUCCACCCGGAAGUGAAGAACUGGAUAAAGUAUGCGCACUUCGAGGAGAAGCAUGGCUACAUCGCGCACAGCAGGAAGGUGUUCGAGAGGGCGGUGGAGUUCUUCGGAGAGGAGAACAUCAACGAGAACCUCUACGUGGCCUUCGCCAGAUUCGAGGAGAAGCAGAAAGAGUUUGAGAGGGUCCGGGUCAUCUACAAGUACGCCCUGGACCGGAUCCCCAAACAGCAGGCCCAGGAGCUGUUCAAGAACUACACCAUCUUUGAGAAGAAGUUUGGAGACAGGAGGGGUAUCGAAGACGUCAUCGUCAGCAAGAGGCGAUUUCAGUACGAGGAGGAAGUCAAGGCGAACCCCCACAAUUACGACGCGUGGUUUGAUUACCUGCGUCUGGUGGAGAGUGACGCCGACCCCGACACCACCAGGGAGGUGUACGAGAGAGCCAUCGCCAACAUCCCGCCCAUCCAGGAGAAGCGGCACUGGAGGAGGUACAUCUACCUGUGGAUCAACUACGGCCUGUAUGAGGAGCUGGAGGUCAAGGAUCCUGAGAGAACGAGGCAGGUCUACCAGGCCUGUCUGGAGCUCAUCCCUCAUAAGAAGUUCACCUUCGCCAAAAUCUGGCUGCUGUAUGGCCAGUUUGAGAUACGUCAGAAGAAUCUUCCACAAGCCAGGAAAUGUCUGGGAACAGCUAUAGGUAAAUGCCCGAAGAACAAGCUGUUCAAGGGCUACAUUGAGCUGGAGCUGCAGCUGAGAGAGUUUGACCGGUGUCGGAAGCUGUACGAGAAGUACCUGGAGUUCGCCUCGGAGAACUGCACCACCUGGAUCAAAUUCGCCGAGCUGGAGACCAUCCUGGGAGACACGGACAGGGCCCGUGCCAUCUUCGAGCUGGCCAUCGGGCAGCCCCGCCUGGACAUGCCAGAGGUGCUGUGGAAGUCGUACAUCGACUUUGAAAUCGAACAAGAGGAGUACAGCAAAACUCGAGAGCUCUACAAGAGGCUGCUCCAGCGCACUCAGCACGUCAAGGUUUGGAUCAGCUACGCGCAGUUCGAGCUGUCGGUGGACAGCCCCGAGCGGCUGAGCCGGUGCCGGCAGACGUACGAGGAGGCCAACCGCAGCCUGCGGGGCUGUGAGGAGAAGGAGGAGCGGCUCAUGCUGCUGGAGUCCUGGCGUGACUUCGAGGCCGAGUUCGGCACCGACGCCACGCGGGAGAGGGUGAGCAAGCUGCUGCCCGAGAAGGUGAAGAAGAGGAGGAAGCUGACGGCCGAGGACGGGUCGGACGCGGGCUGGGAGGAGUACUACGAUUACAUCUUCCCCGAGGACGCGGCCAACCAGCCCAACCUCAAACUGCUGGCCAUGGCCAAGAUGUGGAAGAAGCAGCAGGUGCAGGAAGAGGAGGAAGAUGAGGAAGAUGAGGAAGAGGAGGAGGAGGAGGAAGAUGAGGAAGAGGAAGAGAGGGAGGAGGAAGAGGAGGAGAGGGACGAGGGCAACGCUGCAGGGGAAGGGGGGAGGUGUGAAGCCCAGCGGGAGCGGGAACAGGAACAGGAGCGGGAACAGGGGCGGGAACGGGAGCGAGAGCAGGAACAGGGGCGGGAACGGGAGCGGGAACAAGGCCCCAAAGAAGCGGAGUACGAUGACAGAGAUGACGAUGACAGCAGCAGCAGCAGCAGCGGCAGCAGCGGCAGCGAGAGUGAGAGUGACAGUGACAGUGAGAGUGAUACCAGCAGCAAGGCGAAGAAGGGCAGAGACGAUAAAGAGAGAAAAGCGGACGAAGAUUAAUUUCUGACUGUAUCGAAAAAAGGUUCUCUCACUGGAAAUAAGUGGCUUCUUGGGACCGCAUCAUCUGUUAAGGUUAAUUUCUAAAUAUAGUUUGUUUUUUACAAAAAAUAAAAGCUGUUUUGUAUUCUUGUCAUUGGUGAUUUGCUAGAGUU